Botrytis fragariae is the source of this 411-nucleotide messenger RNA. RefSeq lists its product as uncharacterized. NCBI's taxonomy places the organism in Eukaryota, Fungi, Ascomycota, Leotiomycetes, Helotiales, Sclerotiniaceae. The record is from RefSeq and is a predicted model, not a curated record. Bases 1 to 411 code for a protein of 136 amino acids. The transcript is spliced from 2 exons.
AUGCUUCGCAUCAUUCGUCCCGCUGUCUCACGGCGCUAUCUAUCAACAGUCAUGGCAUCCAAUACUCCAUAUGAAGAUAUCAUACGCACUCGACUGACAGAAGAGUUGAAACCUACCCGUCUUGAAAUAUUCAAUGAUUCGUCCAAACACUCACAUCACCAAGCUAUGGCUGGUUCAACGUCUCAUGAGACCCAUUUUCGAGUCGAGAUUGUAUCGGAGGCGUUUACCAAAAAGAUGCAACCUGCGAGACAUAGAAUGGUGUACGCUUUAUUGAAAGAGGAGAUGGCGAAAGAAGGUGGCAUUCAUGCUCUACAGUUGAAGACAAGGACACCCGAGGAAGAGGAACGGCAAAAGGCAAAGGAGGAAGGAGAGGACAAAGGAGCGGUUGUUGCUGAGGCAAGUGGACCUUAG